Messenger RNA from Linepithema humile (Argentine ant), 663 nucleotides. RefSeq names its product programmed cell death 5 (gene PDCD-5). Lineage: Eukaryota; Metazoa; Arthropoda; Insecta; Hymenoptera; Formicidae. Gene Ontology annotation, molecular function: DNA binding. The record is from RefSeq and is a predicted model, not a curated record. Gene Ontology annotation, cellular component: nucleus; cytosol.
AUGCAAGGUAUAUACAUUACUGUAUACGACUGACACGAGUGUGCGACGAAAAUAGAAUUUGACCGAGCUUAACGAGUAGUAAAUUUAUCAGUCUACGUACCACGUAUAAAUAACAUACUUAAUCGCGAUUUGAUUGUAGAAUCUUGAGAAUCCAAAGAAACGCAAAAGUAUAAAUAUGUCAGAUCCAGAACUUGAAGCGAUACGACAACAACGGCUGGCUCAGUUGCAGGCGCAAUAUAAGGGUAACAAUGUUAGCAAUGAACAGUCGAUGGAAGAGAGAAUGCAACAAAUGGAAGAGAUAAAGCAUUCUAUAUUGACUCAAGUGUUGGAUCAAUCAGCCAGAGCAAGAUUGAAUACACUUCGUCUUGGGAAGCCGGAGAAGGGAAAAAUGAUAGAAGAGAUGCUCGUCAGCAUGGCACAACGUCAACAAUUACCUGGAAAGCUUGGAGAAAAGGAAUUAAUCAGUUUACUUGAAAAUGUAAAUCAACAGACACAAAAGAAAACAACUGUCAAAUUUGAUAGGAGAAGAGCAGCUCUGGACUCAGACGAUGAUCUGGAUUUAUAGCAAUUAUACAAAUUUUAUAUCUGAGAUUUCUUAAGUUAGUGAAAGUUCGCGCUUGGUUUAUAAUUACAAAUAAAUUUUGAAAAUUAUAUUGCACAAUA